Hirsutella rhossiliensis is the source of this 456-nucleotide messenger RNA. Its product is annotated as asx-like domain-containing protein. NCBI's taxonomy places the organism in Eukaryota, Fungi, Ascomycota, Sordariomycetes, Hypocreales, Ophiocordycipitaceae. The record is from RefSeq and is a predicted model, not a curated record. The transcript is spliced from 2 exons. Bases 1 to 456 code for a protein of 151 amino acids.
AUGUCGAAACCCCUGGCUUCGCGCGCGUCGAAGAAAAAGGCCGGCCCCAGAAAGUCGAGGGGGGGUUCAAGGAAGCUUCUGACCAGCAGCAAAUCGCCCCUGGCCGAGGCCGACCUCAGGGCUAUCUUAUCGAACCCCUUGACAUGGAGUGUCCUCGACGACAGGGACCGAGACGAGAUUCUCGCGCUCUUCCCGGACAAGCAACACAUGAUUGAUGCCGACUCGGCCUCGGCCCGACCCAACUUUGCCUCCCUCAUGAGCGACGACAGCGUUCGCAACGACUGCGCGGCCUACACAGAGAACAUGGCCGAGGGCCGGCACGACGAGGGCUGGCUCUGGGACGCGUGGACGGCGCAUGAGAGGAGAAAGGCGGGCGACUUUGACGACUUUCUCGACGCCAAGUUUGCGCAAGACUGGGGCGUCGAGCGAGGGGCCGAGGCCUCGCCAGGGAUUUGA